Messenger RNA from Papaver somniferum (opium poppy), 2066 nucleotides. Its product is annotated as cinnamoyl-CoA reductase 1-like. The transcript is spliced from 5 exons. NCBI's taxonomy places the organism in Eukaryota, Viridiplantae, Streptophyta, Magnoliopsida, Ranunculales, Papaveraceae. Bases 1458 to 1784 code for a protein of 108 amino acids. The record is from RefSeq and is a predicted model, not a curated record.
CACCAAUAUAGAGAAAGAUGUUGGAGAAGAGAUUGGUAUGCGUGACCGGAGGUAGCGGUUUCAUCGGUUCGUGGCUCGUCCGCCUCCUUCUCAGCGGUGGCUACACCGUCCACGCCACCGUCCAAAACCUCAAUGAUGAUAAAGAAACAAAGCAUUUGAAGUCCCUAGAAGGAGCUGAAUCUCUCCAUCUCUUCCAAAUUGAUCUUCUGGACUAUGAUUCUGUGUUUGCAGCCAUUAAUGGCACUGUUGGUGUUUUCCAUUUAGCUUCUCCUUGUACUGUUGAUACAGUUGAUGACCCUCAGAGGCAAUUGUUGGAUCCUGCAGUAAUGGGAACGAUGAAUGUGCUUAAAGCAGCAAAGGAAUGUGGAGUGAAACGAGUUGUGUUAACUUCAUCGAUUUCGGCGAUUACGCCCAGUCCUAAUUGGCCAGCUGAUGUACCUAAAAGAGAGGAUUGUUGGGCUGAUCUUGAUUAUUGCAAGAAAAAUGGAGCGAGUUUUUCUGUUCACUUUGGAGUGUUACAGAAUGUUUCUUACUUGUUUGAUUUUAGUCCAUUUCACUUAAUUAGUCGAAUAUGUCCGAUUUGACGUGCAAUUGAGUUAGCAAACACUAAGCAUCACUGGUAUUUUAUAUCUAAAAACUAGUCUAGUUUAAUUAAGGUUUAGAUGCAAAAUUGCAACCCCGAAGGUCUAAAGCUGCUUAGUUUGAUUUUUUAUAUGCAACACUGAGUGCUGGAAUCAGAAAUGGUAGGUUCGGCCAUUCCACCACCAGAAACCAUGACUAGACCUCUGCAAGCUAAAGGGGAGUGAGUUUCCAUGAUCACUUGGGAGUUUUUGUAGUUCUGCUAACUUGACAUCAGAGAGUUGGUGUGAGUUUUUAUUUGUAGUUUGUCCCUAUUAAUUUCUAAAGCCUCGACUUUGCCUUGGGUUUGAGUCAUGCUGUCAUGGAGUUGUUUUUAGAAACGUAUCUUACUUGCCUGACCUGGUGCCUGGUGGAUUUCAUUUCACCUUUACGAGUCGGUGUGUCUGAUUUAGCACUCAGUUGAGCUAGCAAAACAAAGCACUACUGAUAAGUCUAAAACUGCUUGAGGUUUAAAAGCUUAUUUUCCAUCCCGAAGGUAUAAGAUUCUGCAUUUUUGGGUACUGGAAUUGAAAUUGGUAUAUUCUGUCGUUCUUGUGCCACAAACCAUGAACGAGAACUAUGGUGUGCAUCAGUAUCUUGAUUUAAGGAACCAAGUUGACUGGAAUUGAAAUGCAAGAAUUUGAUGAAUCACAUUCAUAGUAAAACUAAAAUUCUUGUUGUUUUUGAUAUAUUACGGUGUCCGUAUAUUCAGUAUUUAUGUUGUUAUUGUCCAUUGACAGUUAUGGUAUCCAGCUUCUAAGAUAAUGGCAGAAAAGGCCGCAUAGGAUUUUGCUAAGGAAACAGGGCUAGAUGUGGUAGUGAUCAACCCCGGAACUGUUAUGGGACCUAUAAUUCCUCCCACUGUCGAUGCUAGCAUGUUGAUGCUGAUUCGCCUCAUCCAAGGAUGUACUGAAGAGUACGAGAAUUUUUAUAUGGGACCAGUUCAUGUGAAGGAUGUUGCUCUAGCUCAUAUUCUGCUAUAUGAGAACCCAACGGCAUCAGGAAGGCAUUUGGGUGUUGAAGCUAUACGUCAUUAUGGUAACUUUGCAGCCAAAGUUGCUGAAAUUUACCCCGAAUACAAUGUGCCCAGGAUACCAAAAGAUGCUCAGCCAGGAUUAUUGCCAGCUGAAGAUGGAUCUAAGAAGCUUAUGGACUUAGGUGUAUAAUUUACCUCGAUGGACCAAAUUAAUAAAGACUCAGUAGCGAGUUUAAAAGAGAAAGGAUACAUUUCUUAGAUGUCUGUAACUGCAGUAAAAUUCUUUUGAUGUUACGUAAAACCAAAAGAAGCUCAACAGUAAGUAUGUAUAUAAGUAUGUAUGUCUGGGACUCAUAAGAUGGUGUUUCUCUGCACCUAUCGAAAUUUGUAUGUCUGUGACUUAACAUGUUUGUGAAUCGUUUUACACUCAUAAAAGACACCUAUAUCAUUUAUGCUCAUAUAGGAUUGGAAA